Messenger RNA from Salvia miltiorrhiza (redroot sage), 2025 nucleotides. RefSeq lists its product as uncharacterized. The transcript has 5 exons. The record is from RefSeq and is a predicted model, not a curated record. The coding region runs from base 305 to 1831 and encodes 508 amino acids. Lineage: Eukaryota; Viridiplantae; Streptophyta; Magnoliopsida; Lamiales; Lamiaceae.
UAUAUAGUUUGAUGAUUAGCGUGCAUGGCAUGGGUGAGAGUACUAGUUUUGUGUAUAUAUAAUAUAAAUAAUAAUAAAAGCUUUUGAGGUGGAUUGCUAAGUGCAAAUCUACGCGUUAGGGUUCAUUCCCUGUCUUCCAAAUUCUUCCAAAUCCAUCAUCUAGCUUUCUUUCCAUUGAUAAAUUCUACUAGUUGUUUCAACGCAGGUGUAAACCACAUAAGCUUGCUUCAGCGACCUUCGCCCCUCUUUCUGACGCGUUAGGGUUGAUUCCCUUUCUUCCAAAUCCAUCAAUUUUUGAUCGACGAUGAAGAAUUCCGACGAGAAACGGCUUCUUGUGAAACGUAUCAAUGGAGAGUUGGGUACGUAUCAUUUAACUGCUCUUUCUCCGCGAGAUUUAUCUGAAAUCCGCGAGGAAAGUUUCGACCUCCCUUUUCUGCAUCAAACGGAGGAUAUUGAUUUUAACUGUUGCGAGGGUUUGUUGUGUAUCUACGAAGUUUCUGGCCAUAUUUAUCUUUGCAACCCCACAACCAAACAGUUUCAGUUCUUUCCUACCGAGGAAGCCUGUCCAUUUUUUAAGAAUAGCACCACGUUGGUUGCUGCUUGUGUCUGCUAUGAUUCUAAAUCUGAUGAUUACAAAAUCCUAAGAGUUAUUAAAAGUAUUAACCGUAGGACGUACGAAACUUUUGAAUUGUAUUCAUUAAGACAGAAUUCUUGGACGGAGGUUGGGAGUCCUAGGCGAGAAGGUUGUUAUCUUAAUAGUUUUAGCGCUAUACCUGUUGGAGGUAAGUGUUAUUGGUUUGUUGGGGAUUGUGACAUGGUUGCAUCGUUCGAUUGUAUUGAGGCAAGCUUCUCUUACUUUGAUUUACCACCAAACUCUGAUCACUUUUACUGUGAACUUGUCCAGUUUAAUGGUGGAGAUUCGUUAGGUGUUGUUCGCAUUAAAAAUUAUGAACCCGGUCAUUACUAUGAGCUUUGGGUAUGGAAAGAAGAUUUGUUGCUCUGGAAUAGAGAGCUUAAUGUCUCUCUUGGUGGUGCUCUUACUGGAGCCCAGGGGACUAUAUACGGUUCAUUCUUCUUUCUUCGUGGAAUAGCUGGCAAACCGGAUGAGCUCACACAUCGUCUAGUAGCUUACGAUUGGAAUAAGAAAGUGUGCAUGGAACUUGGUAUUUAUAAUUCUGACUUUCGAACCGAUGUUCUCUGUUAUGUUGAGAGCACCGUUGUGCUGCCCCACUCAAUCUGUGGAUCCGGCUUUCUUAAUAAUCCUUGUGUUCCUUUCGUCAAGGACAAGGACGAGGACGAGGACAACGUCAUGAAGUUGGCUCUUGAUGAUUUUUAUAAAAACGGUUUUCGCAUCCUUAAUGAUAUAGCGAAGGAGGAGGAGAAGCAGGUUGAGACAAAUGGGAACGUGCCAUCUGUAUAUAAAUCUCCCGUUUAUGUAUAUAGGCAGUCUCCUUUUGACCCAUACAAGGCUAUUCGUCCCAAUGUAGCUGCAAAGAUAUUGUGUGAAGGUGGGGUUAAUAUGGGGACUGGCGAACAGCAUUCUGCAUCAAGUAUUACAAGUGAAGCUGCACCGACUCCCCAGAUUAUAGGCCCUCAAGGAUUGGAGAACAAGGGCCAAUCGUCAAACACAUCCCUACUCGAUGGCGAGUGCAUUUUGCAGAGAAAGGGGGAAGCCAAGCUUCACUCAGUUGAUGAACUUAAAAUUAGCAUAUUUUCAGUUGAGCCGGGCUCAGGGCAUACUAUGGCAGUAGAGAUGGUAAAUGAUGUCACAACUCCACUGGAUUUGAGCAGGUGGAGGCCAACGGAGGAGGUUACAUGUAAAAAAUGUUAAGCCCAAUGUGCUGAGUGGGAGUGCUUCUAAUGAUGAGAGUUGGUCCUGAUAAAUCAAAGAAGCAAUUGGCUGAUGAAAAACCUGAUGCACUAAAUAUCUCUACAGAUCGGUGUAACAGAGUUGAUUUUCAAGUGGAAUAUGCAAAGGCAAAGUUUUUCGUAAUCAAGGCACGUACUAAGAAUUAGGGGUGAGCA